AUGGCGACCGAAAAAGGGGACCAGAACCCCGAGAAGAUUGAGCAGCCCAUGACACAGAAGAUUCCAUACUGGCGACUGGUGGUGGAUCAAGGCGUCCUCACCCAGCAAAUUAUCGACCAUCCCUACAAAGGCUCGGGAACCGAGGAGGAUCCAUACGAGGUUGUUUGGAUUGAGAAUGAUCCCCGCAAUCCUAUGACAUGGAGUCAGCUGCGCAAAUGGUCUUUAACCAUGACUGUUGCGGUUUCGACGCUGGCAGUCGCACUGGUUUCUUCAGCUUAUACCGGUGGUGUUCGAGAGAUUGAAGCCGAGUUCCAUAUUGGAAGUGAGGUUGCUACGCUUGGUGUUUCCCUCUUCGUCUUGGGUUUCGCGAUUGGACCUCUGCUUUGGGCACCUCUGAGUGAGAUGUUCGGCCGUCAAAUCAUUUUCACCGUCACCUAUUGCGCACUCACGGCCUUUAAUGCUGGAAGUGCUGGCUCUCAGAAUAGCUGGACUCUGAUCAUCCUUCGUUUCUUCGCUGGCGCUUUCGGAGCCUCGCCAUUGACCAAUGCGGGUGGUGUCAUCGCUGACAUGUUUCACGCCAAGCAGAGAGGUAUCGCGAUGAGUCUCUUUGCUGCCGCUCCGUUCUUGGGUCCUGUUUUGGGUCCGAUCAUCGGUGGCUUCCUCGGAAUGAACGGAGGAUGGCGAUGGGUCAUGGGCUUCCUGGGUGCCUUCUCUGGCGCGGUUUGGAUUAUCUGCACUCUUUUCGUUCCCGAGACCUAUGCACCUGUUCUCCUUCGUCGCCGCGCCGAGAAGUUGUCAAAGCACACCGGUAAAGUGUACGUCAGCAAGAUCGACAUUGACCAGGGCAGAGUUACUCUCAAGGAAGCUUUCAAGACUGCGCUUUCUCGCCCAUGGAUUCUGCUUUUCAAGGAACCGAUCGUCUUCCUCCUGAGUUUGUACAUGGCCAUCAUUUAUGGAACGCUCUACAUGCUCUUCUCUGCCUACCCGAUCGUCUUUCAGGGAGUCCGUCAUUGGAACCAAGGCGUUGGCAGUCUUCCAUUCCUGGGAAUCAUGGUUGGCAUGAUGUUUGCUGUCGCCUACAGUGUUUGGGACAACAAACGUUAUGUCCAGGUUCAAGAGAGGCACGGUGGGUUCGCUCCCCCCGAGGCACGCCUGCCGCCCACCUUGAUUGCUUCGAUUGCCAUCCCUAUUGGACUCUUCUGGUUUGCUUGGACCAAUUAUCCGUCAAUCCAUUGGAUUGUUUGCAUCAUAGCCGGUGCUCCGUUCGGUUUCGGUAUGGUUCUGGUUUUCCUGGGCAUCAUGAACUACCUCAUCGAUGCAUACACCAUUUUCGCCGCUUCAGUCCUCGCCGCCAAUUCCGUCCUCCGUUCUAUCUUCGGUGCCGUUUUCCCGUUGUUCACUACCUAUAUGUAUUCGGACCUAGGAAUUCAUUGGGCGUCCUCAAUCCCAGCGUUUUUGGCGCUUGCGUGUGUUCCGUUCCCUUUCCUCUUCUAUAAAUACGGCGCGACCAUUCGUAAGCGCUGCGAGUAUGCGGCCAAAUCAGAUGCGUUCAUGCGGAAGAUUGCGGAGCAGAUGCAGCAAGCCUCAGAACCAGAGUCUGAGGAGACAGAGGAGCCGGUCUUUGACCGGACGGAGGCACCUGCCCCUGAGCUAUCCGAUGUCAGCGAGACUGAGUCUAACGUUGAAGAACUUCCGGAUGUCCGGCAGAUGCGCAGUAGAGCGUCCACGCGGACGGCUGCUUCGUUGCGUCGCGUCGUUAGCUAUGAGGGAAAUCCUUAUGAUAUCGACCGUGUCAACACUCGCGAGUCGUUCAAGAAAUGA
Molecule: messenger RNA, 1821 nt
Organism: Aspergillus udagawae
Lineage: Eukaryota; Fungi; Ascomycota; Eurotiomycetes; Eurotiales; Aspergillaceae
Product: MFS transporter
Exons: 4
Coding region: 1-1821 (606 amino acids)
Biological process (GO): transmembrane transport
Molecular function (GO): transmembrane transporter activity
Source: RefSeq, a predicted model, not a curated record